UAGUUUGUGGCUUCGUUUUCUAGGGUGAGGUGCGAGUAUAUUUUUAUGGAUUAUUUUGAUAUCGUUAUCAAAAGAAUAUGCUGAAAUAAUAUUGAAAUUGAAAAGUGCUCAAAUAUGUGUCGUAAAAGUGAUUUAACAUUACAUAGUUUGUUUGAAGUGUAGUGAUCAACAUGUUUCGAUGUAUACCUUUGUUCAAAUGUAAUCGCCAAGUGGAAUGUGUAGACAAGCGGCACUGCUCGUUGCCAACAGUACCCGAAGAUAUUUUGCGGUAUUCCAGGAGUUUAGAGGAACUUUUUUUGGAUGCGAACCACAUAAGGGAUUUACCGAAGAAUUUCUUCAGACUCCAUCGGCUUAGAAGAUUAGGGCUUAGUGACAAUGAAAUACAUAAACUCCCGCCAGACAUACAGAACUUUGAGAACUUAGUGGAACUAGAUGUCUCCAGAAAUGAUAUUCCCGACAUUCCCGAGGACAUCAAGAAGCUGCGGGCGCUGCAGAUCGCGGACUUCAGCAGCAACCCGAUCCCGCGGCUGCCGGCCGGCUUCAGCCAGCUCCGCGCUCUUACCGUGCUGGGGCUCAACGACAUGUCGCUCACCAGUCUACCCAGUGAUUUUGGCAGUUUGAUCUCCCUACAGUCGCUGGAAUUGAGAGAAAAUCUACUGAAAUCUUUACCAGAGUCCUUAAAAAAUCUAACCAAGCUAGAGCGGUUAGAUUUAGGAGAUAAUGAAAUCGAAGAACUGCCUGGGUUUAUCGGAGAGCUGCCUGCGCUGGAAGAAUUGUGGUUGGACCAUAACAAAUUACAAUAUUUGCCGCCAGAAAUAGGCAACUUGAAGGCUCUUAUUUGUCUAGACGUCAGCGAAAAUAAACUAGAGAAACUUCCAGAAGCAAUCGGUGGGCUCUGUUCCCUAACAGACUUGCAUCUCUCACAAAACAUGCUAGAAACGAUACCGGACGGUACCGGAGAGUUAUCCAAGUUAGCUAUACUAAAAUUGGACCAAAAUAGAUUACAUACAUUAAAUGAAAAUGUAGGAAGAUGUACAAAUCUACAAGAACUUAUUUUAACGGAAAACUUCUUGACGGAGCUGCCUAAAUCUAUAGGGAAUCUCAAAGAAUUAACCGUACUGAAUGUAGAUAGAAAUUCCUUAGCAGAAAUACCAUUAGAAAUUGGCAACAUGUCGUUGCUGGGCGUGCUGAGCUUAAGAGAUAACAAAUUAACGAGAUUACCUAAUGAAUUAGGUAACUGUAAAUCGUUACAUGUGUUGGAUGUUAGUGGGAAUAGAUUGCAGUACUUACCGUAUGACUUAGUGAAUUUAGAGUUGAAGGCUGUGUGGCUAUCAGAGAACCAGGCGCAGCCGCUGCUCACCUUCCAGACGGACAACGACGAGGCCACGGGGGAGAAGGUCCUCACGUGCUUCCUAUUGCCGCAGCUUAGUUACACACAACAACCUGAGCUGGAUCACACAUCAGAGGUCGGCAGUGGACACUGGUUCAGGAAUCACAGAUUUAAUUCACAGUCGCAGGAACUUGACGCGGACAGAGACACAAGUAUGCGCGAGCGGGACUCCGACAGCGAAGACUGGGAAGAGAAGGAGGCUUCCCGCACGCACUCCGUCAAGUUCACGGAUGACGUCUCCGAAGCGAAAGAGACGCCGUUCGUUCGACAAAACACACCUCACCCGAAAGACCUCAAGGCGAAGGCACACAAGCUGCUCGCAGGCCGAUCGCCAGAAGUUGUUCAGUCCGAGGAAAUGCCCAAAACACAAGCACCGACCACCAACGGACUUCCUAUUUCGCCUACCGAAGCCGUGCAUAAUAUACCCAUAGAAAUUGUUGAACCGGUGCAUACAUCAGCGCCCACGGAGCCGGAUAAAGAUGAAGAAAGCGACCACAACGCGGCCGACGGCCGGGAAUCCUCGGAAGGCGAGAACGACGACUCUGACGAGCUCGAGAGAGGUACCAGGCGAGUGGCGUGGCGGGCUGGCGUGCGCGAGCGUGCCGCGCCGGCGGAGGCGGGCGGCCGGCUGCACCGCCGCGACACGCCGCACCACCUCAAGAACAAACGCGUCAACCAGAUGGACGCGGGCCGCGCCAGAGACCUCAUCGCUCAGGCCAUCAAAAAAAGAGAGCUUCAAGAGGGCCAGAAGACUGACGACGAUGAAAAUGUUGAAGAUAUGCCUGAUGGUGAAUCAGUAUCGGACCGAGCCGAGAGCGUCACUCAGUUGGUCAACGAGCAGCGGUGUAUCGAAGUGCGCAUAGCGCGCGCCGCUGGCGGGCUCGGGCUGAGCAUAGCGGGCGGCCGCGGCUCCACGCCCUACAUCGGCGACGAUGACGGCAUUUUCAUAUCCAGGGUUACUCCCAACGGACCCGCGUACUUGGCGGGCCUCAGGGUUGGUGACAAGGUGCUGUCCGUAAACGGAACACCAGUGGUGGAUGUGGACCACUAUUUUGCAGUGGAGGUGCUGAAAGCUAGCGGAGCCACAUUGGUGCUGGUCGUCACGAGGGAAUCACCAACCUCCACAAGAACUCACAGCAGGGCUCCGAGUGGGGCGAGCCAUCAUUCUGUGUCAAGCACGACCGAUACGGUGUCGACUUUGGAAAAUGGACAGAUACCGACAGGACGCGGCAUACCCACCAAGCCACUGAUAAUCGGCAAUGCGUACGCGCAGGAGUUUGAGCCGGAACAGAAACCCCCCAACAACAAUCAGCAUGUCAACUUCAGCCCCUCGCCCACCGGCCACGUCACCACAGACACCUACCACCGCCUCGAGGCGUCCCCGCCGCCGCUUACGCAGCCCUAUAUCCCUCCAGCAUAUCAACAGAAAGUCCUAGUCCACACGACCCUGAUCCGCGACGGAGCCGGACUCGGGUUCAGCAUAGCCGGCGGCAAGGGUUCUCCGCCGUACCGGGACGACAGCGACGCCAUCUACAUCUCGCGUAUCUCGCCGCAGGGCGCUGCCGCCAAGGACGGCAAGAUGAUGGUCGGGGACAAGGUUGUUUCGAUCAACGGCGUGGAAAUGGAGAACGCGCGUCACGAAGCGGCGGUGUCGCUGCUGACCGGCCACGAGCGGUUCGUGCGGCUGGUGCUGCAGCGGACCAUCACCCCGGAACAAGACGAAACGCUCCCGCGCAAGUCGACGUCAGACGAAGUGAGAGAGCACAAGACCAGCCUGCCGAAUGUGAACGCUCCGGCACAGAAACCCAAUCACAUCAGUGCACCUGUAGCAAAUCACACUCUACCGCGUGACACACACGUGCAUGUCGCACCCACACAGAUACAGGCACCAGUACAGCAGACACCGCAACAGCAUGCCCAGAAACAUACCACUUUCGCACCCAACGCAGUCCCGCCACAGCCGGCACCGAGGAGGCUAAGCCAAGCCAACGGACAGGCCACGAAAUCGUCGACUAACAGCACUAGCACGCCCUUAACCCCCGGCGCCAAUAACAUGCACGGAUCUACUGACGACGUGUUCGAUGACAUUCAGCCCUCUCGGCCGAUAACGAACGAGGAGUUCCAAGCGAUGAUACCGGCGCACUUCCUCGGCGGCCGUCGGCCGGCGGCGGAGCCCGUGGAGCGCGGCGUGCGCGUCACCGUGGAGCGGCCGGCCGCGGCCGUGCUGCUGCCGCCGCCGCCGGCCGCCGUCGGCCGCGUCACCGAGACCAUCACCAAGUCCACCUUCACCGAGACCACCGUCACCCGCAUCACCGACAACCAGCUGCUCGCGCCGCUCAUCGUCGAAGAUGUGGUUUUGGUAAAGGAAGGAGGCUCUCUUGGAUUCAGUAUCAUAGGCGGUACGGAUCAUUCCUGUGUGCCAUUCGGGGGAAAGGAACCUGGAAUAUUUAUUUCCCAUGUGGUACCCGGCGGCGUGGCGGCGCGGUCCGGCAAGCUGCGCAUGGGCGACCGCCUGCUCAAGGUGAACGGCGCCGAGCUGCCGGGCGCCACGCACCGCGACGCCGUGCAGCUGCUGCUGCAGCCCGGGCCCACGCUCACGCUCACCGUGCGCCACGACCCGCUGCCGCUCGGCUUCCAGGACCUAACGAUAGUAAAGCAAGAAGGCGAGAAACUCGGUAUGCACAUAAAGGGCGGGCUGAAUGGUCAGCGCGGCAACCCCAACGACCCCAACGACGAGGGCGUUUUCAUCUCCAAGAUCAACAGCGGCGGGGCGGCUCGGCGGGAUGGAAGGCUCAAGGUGGGCAUGCGCCUGCUGGAAGUGAACGGCGUGUCGCUGCUGGGCGCCACGCACAACGAGGCGGUGAACGCGCUGCGCUCCGCCACCAACGCGCCGCUGCACCUCGUCGUGUGCCAUGGCUACUCGCGCCCCGAGAAGUACCACACUGGUAGCGAAAGUGGAACGGCGGACACUGGCGGCUCUCUUUCUCACUCAACGUCAAGCUUAGACCGGGAUGAUUCUGUACAUCAGCACCAACAGGAGCAGCAAAUCGAAAAGGAGCUAGUUGAGUUUGAACACGAGAAACAAGUCGCAGAAAUGAAGGAAAAGUCUACACCUGAAAAGGUGCUGGAUAUAGUCCACGCCGUAGAGAGCAUGGCUCUGGAGCCGGCGCCGCCGAUUUCGCCCGAGCCGCAACACAAAACCACCACUGUCGUCAUGUCCAAACACACCCUUCAACCUCAGUCGUCUAGUUUGCAAGCGGCGCCGCCGUCACCCCUAGCGGUGUUCACACAACAGAAGCUGAAGUCGCCUACGCCUUCGGCUGCUCCCGUGCCUGAGGACGAGGGUACCGCAGUGGAUCUCCCGCCGCCGCCGCCGCCGCCAGUCGCGCACCCAGCGCCCCUGCAGCGGCCGCAGCACAACCCACCCCCGCCUCCCGUCAAACCGAAGCCUCAAGUGCCACGCAAACCGCAAAUGAAGCGAGUUAGUUUCACUGAACAGCCACACGACGAUCACGAACGACACACUAUAUAUAAUACCGAUGCGAAAAGUUUAACUCGACCCAUACUGCAUGAGGCGGAGCAUGUUUCUGGCCCGAAUAUGCCUGGAACGGUUGACACUAACGAUGCAUGCGCGGGAACACAUAGAUCUUUUCUAAAACCGAAACAGAGAGAAGUCUCUUCGCCGCUCCCAAACAUGAGUCCCGUUCUUUCCGGUGAUGUCAUCAUCCCUCCUCCGCCUUUGUUCGAUACGAAUGUAAGUGAUAGUAUCAUACUUAGCGAAAACGAGUACGAAUCGAGUCUACCGCCCAUCACCGUCGUCCCCGACAGAAUUGUUCUGCCGGAGACGCACGUGGCCGAAACAACCAUGCAGUCUACCGACUCGACCAAUUCACCAGAAUCUGAAAUCCCUCCCCCCGUCAAUUACAACGCUCACCCUGUGUUGGCAUCUCAACCCAUUUCAAUAAACCCUCCGUCCCGAGUAGCCAUAAUUUCAGAAGUGCCUUCACAACAAGUCUUCCGAACGCCAAAGUUUUCCUCCGUUAGCAGUGAUGAGUAUUACAAAGAAUUAUCUGUAAGUCCUGGUAAGGAACCCGAUCCACCCGAAUUGCUACACGUGCAAUAUAAAACGCUGCCUACAAUUUCUCACAUACCAAAUUCACCAUGCAGUUUGCACCCUGACGAAACUUAUUCAGAUGACGUACCUACCCAUAUACCGACACAUUAUUCGCUCAGAGAUUUGCGGGCUAGAAGUCUCUCACCAAAAAUGGUACAUUCGUCAACCUACCCACCUAUUAAUCCGUACCCAUCUUUGACGACGGUGGCGGGCACUUACAAUCCCUAUACUUGCACUCAUCAAAUGUGCUUUUCCAACCCAAAUAGGCUCUCUAGCCUCGAGCCACAAGUCUCGCCGUCAUUUAUUAGUAAUUUAGGAAACGACAUAAAUGCGAACGUUACUCAACCAGUUCCCAUCAUUUUACACGAAGUGCCUAAAAGUGUUCAGUCGGAGAGAAGAGUCCGUUUCGGCGAAGUGACGACUGCUCCUGAGCCCGACACGUUGUCGAACAGUUCGGAAAACUUGAGGGCAGGGAGCUCCUCGCCCGGCCCUGACCCGAAACCCGCAUGGAGCAGCAAAAUCAAAGCCUUCGCCAUCGGCGAGGCUUCCCCUCCUCAUUCUGGUAAUUUUGUGAAAGCUUCUGUCAGUGACAAGAAGAAGUUCUUUGAGAGCGCGAUGGAAGAAAGUCACAAAGCAUCACCUAAACCAGAGAAAGUUUUCACGUUUCUAUCGGCGGAUGAGGUGGAGAAAUUGAAGCAAGAAGAGGAAAGGAAGAUGGCGUCGCUGUCGCGAGCUGAACUCCGCUCGUGGUCCCCCGGGGAGGACCGGCACAGCGGAUACAGCUCGCACUCGGACGACGAGCCCUGUGAGAACGGACACAGUGUAUCGACGGGCGGCGUGAGUCCGUCGGCGAAGUCGCGCAGACGCGCGGGCGGCGCGGACGGCGAGGACGCCGCCGCACGCGCGGCUAAACGCGCCGCGUGGCGAGCAGCCAGGCUACGCUCACUGGAGCAGGAAGCGAUUGAAUCACAAAAAGUAAUAAAAAGCAUGGUCGGUCCUGCCUCCGAAAUCAUUGGAGAGGUUCCUUCGAGAGAAAAGUCUCCGUCCGAGAAAUGGCCCCUGCCACGUAUCGCGUUACGUACAAAACCGGGGCAGAUACUUGCCGUGAAGGAGAAGGAAAAACUGUUAGACGAGCGCAUUACCUUCCGCUCGGAGGAAUACGUGUGCCCGGCGACCGGCGAGACUAAAGUGCGAACCGUCGAGUACAUUGAGAAAGUCAUUGAGAAAGAGGUGGAGACGACACAGGAGAAGAUAAUAUCGUUGGAAUUGACUAGUCCCAGCAGCGAGACGGCGCCAAGCGACGUGGGAGCGGACAUGAACCUGGGCGACGGCGACGGGUCGCUGCAGCCCGACAUCGUGCAGGUCGUCAACCCGCUGCUCGACGGAGGCGCCGGCCGCGUCACCGCCAUCCCCGUCGGGCCCGCGCACCGACUCACCUACACCGAGACCGACCAGUAGACCCCCCCCCCCCCCCCCUAUCACAUAUC
This is a messenger RNA of Cydia amplana, 6991 nucleotides long. It is a transcript of the gene scrib, whose product is annotated as protein lap4. The record is from RefSeq and is a predicted model, not a curated record. Gene Ontology annotation, biological process: establishment or maintenance of epithelial cell apical/basal polarity; embryo development; neurotransmitter receptor transport postsynaptic membrane to endosome. NCBI's taxonomy places the organism in Eukaryota, Metazoa, Arthropoda, Insecta, Lepidoptera, Tortricidae. Gene Ontology annotation, cellular component: postsynaptic membrane; basolateral plasma membrane; adherens junction. The coding region runs from base 171 to 6962 and encodes 2263 amino acids. The transcript is spliced from 36 exons. Gene Ontology annotation, molecular function: protein binding.